CUUCAUUUCAUUCUCUUGUUUCGAAUAGAUAAAAACCUCGUUGAGAAUAUCAUCUUUCUGACGACUGUCAGAUGGAAAUACCAGACCAUGGAAGAAACUGACGCGCCAUUCACAAAAUCAUUCAWCCAGAAUCAUCGACGCCGGCGAGCUAAACCGAACCAACCGAACGAGAAUCUCCCUCCACCGUUGUCGGUACAUCCCGGCGGGGAAAAGAGUGGUUCUGUCCAAUAUUACUAUGAUGAUUCGGCUGGGGACGACAAAGGUCACCGUCACAACGAAGAUCGUAUCUUUCAGGGUUCCUGUUCCUUUGGGCAAUUCGUUUUGAAUCCUUGUCUCUGCAUGUUCAAUGCGGCCUACUCGUGCAUCCACGGGUGGCGAUUUCGCCGAAGAGAGAAGAAGAUGGCACGGGCACUCUUCUUUGUGGUUGGGGUUGGGACCAUCGCCAUUUAUUCACUUUCGGAUGCAGAAUCCCAGUUUACUCGGCGUUCUCUGGGUUUCUCGACACCGGGACGUCCUCUCACCGACGAAAUGGUGAAUCAGAUUCCCGUUACGAUUCCCAUUUUGGAUUUUAGGAAAGAUAUCGGUGGAUGGUCACAUCUCAGGAGGUUUUUUCACYCCACUUUAGAUUUGAACUCAGUGGGUAUGCCGGACUUUGGAGACCUGGACGUGAUGCUAAAGAGAGAGAGUGAUACCGUAAAAGUUGAAGACGUAGACGAAAGCCAGAUGUUAUUCUCUUCGUCACUUCACAGCACUCAGUUGUUGGCAAAAGCGAGAACCAUAAACCYAGAUGAUGAAAAAUUAGCUCUCGCUCACUGGGAAGAAUCGUAUGAGAGCGACUAUUAUGUUCAUACUUAUGAUCGUUUCCCCGAAGAACGCGAGGAUGAAAAACGGAAAUGUCGACAACCGAAUUGGGCAAAACGGUACUACCCACAAUGCGUACGUCAAUUCAUUAUCGUUUGUGCAGUACASCCGUGUAGCUGGCGAGGCGUGCAAUGAUUAUUGGCAGGUACUUCYACUGUUUUCUKAACAUUUCGCAAAUGUACAUUUUCUUCGCAGAAUUCGAUUCACGAAAUCGCUUUGACAAGAGAUUAUGAUCCAGAGGCUGCUAAAAGUCCCGGAUACGACCAGCCCUUCGACAAUUUCUACAUAAGUCACGGCUACUAUCGUGAUGUCUGGUAAGUUAUCAUUUGUUCUUACUAUUGAUCCGCUGUUGCACGCCRAUACAAGAUUAUUGUCAAAGAUUUAAUCUCACGUUUUUCUUUAGGGUGAUUCACCAGCAAACCCCAGUAGAUGUGAAAACUGUCUUGAAGAUCACGAGGUACAAACACGAUUAUGAUAAAAGAACAUACUGGAACACUUUGGCCGAUGCCAUGGUAAUGGAGAGACUGACAGCUUCGCCUCGAAUUAUUGAUAUUUAUGGUCACUGUGGGACUUCGGUUUGGGUCGAGGUACGCGACCAGUUGAUAAUGGAUUGGCGUCUGUUUGUCAAUGACUUUAUUUGUUUCGAGGCUCUGCUUUGUACCUCACCCAAAUUACUAUCUUAUCAAUACAGGCUAUUCCCAAUGAAGUAGAGGAAGUCAUCAUCCAUGGAAAAGGUAUGGCAAAGCAAGAAGAUCUCUAUAAUGAUGGGUUUAAACCAUUKAAUAAUUAUACAGUCGAAGAGAAGCUUGAUAUGGCCUUGUCAAUGGCAGAAUCUUUAGCCGAUUUGCAUGGAUUUCGCGAUGGCGUUAUGUGAGUACUUCUUCUUCAGGAAAAGUGAAUGUUGAUAAUACAAACGGCCGGAAACAUGUCUUCUCUCUACAMAUGAUUGCUCUAUUCGCUUCUAAUAGUGUCUAUGUUUUUUCCCUAUCCAUCUUCGGAUAUUUACCGUUAUUGAAAAUACAGAGUUCACGAUGACGUUCAACUUUGUCAAUGGUUGAGAACUAAAGAUGGCAGGCUGAAACUAGGAGAUUUCAAUCGGGCGGAAGUCAUGGAAUUCAACUUGAAGAAAAAAGAAUAUUGCCGCUACUACAACGGCCACUGCUAUGGGAAUGUAAGUACUUGUUUUCCAGUUUUUCGUGUCUUCUUCGUGGUGGACAAUGGAGAGCGUGAAACUCAGAACUUUGAACAGAAACAAUAUACUCGUACCGCGCCAGUCUCACUUGUUAGAUAUUUUACAUUGAUUAUUACUUGUUCAGUAUCGCGCCCCGGAAGAAUAUGCCAAAGACUAUUUGAACGAGGCGAUUGAUGUCUUUUCUUUCGGCAACAAUAUUUAUGGCCUAUUGACUGGUCUUUGGGUAUUUUACGAUACUGACGAUGACCCGUCGGUUCAAUCCAUGGUUAUAAACGGAACAAGGGCCUUGAUAGACCCUCGAUGGAGGGAGCGGAGCUUCAUCGAAUCAAAACUAGUGGACGUGAUGGAGCAAUGCUGGAAAUCUGAUAUACAUGAACGAAUGGACAUUUUUCAGGCAGUGCAGAAACUGAGAGAGGUGAAGAAAGAGUAUGAAAAAARGAAAACGUGAUCAUUGCUUCGUUCUCAAUCGUAUGCAAUUGUGUUUGCCUAUAAAAUGUUCAAUUGACAAGAGCUUUGCUUCACAGUGUGACAGAUGUAGAGACAGAGGCUACCAAAGGUACGCGCAAUGGUUUUUGAUGGCCUCCACUUAUCAAGGAGCACAUCAUCAAUCACUUUUGGAGGUGACCGAGAAAAUGAAGCUUCCAAACAGACAAUUCUAGCUGAUGUCAUAAAUUGUUGCAGCAUAAGCUAGUGUGUGUGGUAUUUUGCUGUGAUUGAGAGUUCAUUCACAACCUCAUUACUUUAAUUUACAGCUCACACUGGAGUUUACUCAUGUGAAACAAUAUCAAAACGACAAAUCAAGUGAAUCAAAUAAUCCUUGGUUCAUAAUCACAAACAAUUUCAAAUUCUUCUGAUCUCUUGUUUCCUUUUUUAAUACCCCAACUUAUCAGUAUGUACUGUAUCAUAGCAACAGUAGUUCCAAUGUAAAGUACUUCUUGUUGCYUUCUAGUAGUAGCACAGUGCUACUAAUUUGAUAAAUAUUUUAAUAAUUU
Pseudo-nitzschia multistriata is the source of this 3045-nucleotide messenger RNA. NCBI's taxonomy places the organism in Eukaryota, Bacillariophyta, Bacillariophyceae, Bacillariales, Bacillariaceae. The record is from the annotation of a GenBank genome assembly.